Arabidopsis arenosa is the source of this 1097-nucleotide messenger RNA. Lineage: Eukaryota; Viridiplantae; Streptophyta; Magnoliopsida; Brassicales; Brassicaceae. The record is from the annotation of a GenBank genome assembly.
AACUUUCAUGGAUUGAUAAUUUUCAACAAAUUGCAAUUCUAUUAUUAUUUGCUUCUGACUUUUGGAUCAAGAUUAGAGAAAAUGACAAAGGAGGAAGUAGAGGAGGAGCCUCUCAGCCCGAUGGCUCGUCUAUUCCAAUUGCAGGAGCUAGACAAUUGCAUUGUCACCAUGAUCGGUUUCAAAGCCAAGCUUAGUCCUGACAUCAUUCUAGAUGACUUGAAGCAUAACGUUUACAAGCAUCCUCGUUUCUGUAGUAAACUGUCAGAUGAUGGUGCAAGAUGGAUUAAGACCAACGUCAAUGUAGAAGACCAUGUAUUUGUACCGGACAUUGACCCACAUGAGAUCAACGAAGAUGGAGAUAGCUUCGUUGAUGAUUAUGUCUCGCGUCUAACGCUGAAUCCUCUGGAUAAAGCAAGACCAUUGUGGGAAAUUCACAUCCUCAAUGUCAAAACAUCUGAUGCAGAAGCUGUAGGUGUAAUGAGAUGUCACCAUUCUUUGGCAGAUGGAAUGUCCUUGAUGUCUCUCUUGGUGGUGUGUACCCGAAAAUCGUCAGAUCCUGAGGCAUUUCCUACCAUUCCUGCUAUAAAACGGCGUGGGAAAACUAUGUCACACCCUUUUAGUGACAAAGGCUGGUUUUUGAGAUUGAUAUUCGUAAUUUAUUCUACGUUGAUAUUGAUUUGGAAUACCAUUGUAGAUAUUCUACUGCUUUUGGCGACUGCAUUGUUUUUGAAUGAUACAGAGACGCCUCUUAACGAGGGUGCUGGUGUUGGGAAUAAUCUAAGGAGAUUUUAUCACCGAACCGUCUUAUUGGAUGAUAUUAAAUUUGUAAAAAACGCUAUGAGCAUGACUAUCAAUGAUGUUCUACUUGGAGUUACACAAGCCGCUCUCUCCCGCUAUCUGAACCAGCGAUAUGGCGACAAAGAUGGUGAAGAUGGAACAACGACAUCAUAUCUAAACAAUCUCCCAGCCUGUGGAGGAUAUGUUGGCCAAGGGUUCGGAAUGUAGAUGGGGAAAUUAUAACUCCUUUGUUUUUGUUCCGUUCUCCAUCAAUUUAGAAACUGACCCAUUGGUUCCUCUAUUAAAAGCUAAAUCAAUAA